This is a messenger RNA of Cavenderia fasciculata, 378 nucleotides long. RefSeq lists its product as uncharacterized. NCBI's taxonomy places the organism in Eukaryota, Evosea, Eumycetozoa, Acytosteliales, Cavenderiaceae. The transcript has 3 exons. Bases 1 to 378 code for a protein of 125 amino acids. The record is from RefSeq and is a predicted model, not a curated record.
AUGGUACAAAAUAUAUCUCAGUCUAGAAGUGUCUGUAUGAAUAUUACAGGUUCGGUAGAACCAGUCGAGAUGUUUAACAGCAUGGUUGUUUUUGGAUCCGCCGGCAACGACAGGGCACUCGAUCAGUUUAGUUGGUCAAACAAAUCAAUCGUUUCGAUGACAACUACGUUGAAUUAUUAUCCAUCCAUCAUUUUGGUAAUACCGCAAUCAAUGAAAAACUUGGGUGCCUAUUAUUUGUUACAUAAUGGUACUUUGAAUAGUAAACAUAUCUAUUUGGAUAAACCCUAUCAACUGGUAAAUACAUCUGAAUUGAUACCCAACUACACAUCUAUUGAUGAUUGUUUAGAGGUAUUGAAAAACAAAGUUAUAACAUUUUGA